Molecule: messenger RNA, 8435 nt
Organism: Paramuricea clavata
Lineage: Eukaryota; Metazoa; Cnidaria; Anthozoa; Malacalcyonacea; Plexauridae
Source: the annotation of a GenBank genome assembly
AUGGCCAAGCAAACUGCGGCAGUUGAGGUGCAGCAAAGAAAAAUCAGAAUGAUCCCGCGUAACUGUGGCUAGCUUUUUGAUUUCAUUUUCAACCAUGUAAUUACAGGUAUAAGGAGAAGUUGCAUAAAAGUUCGAAUCAGGAUCCAAAUCAGUUGAAGGAAAGUGGGCUGAGGAUAGGUGUUCCACUGGGUUGAACACUAAAGUAUCUAAUCGGUCAAAGUCAAAGGUUAUUGGCCCAUGGGACAUUUCAUAUAAAGCUGCACUAAACGAUACAUUAUCUAGGUGAUUAAAUGGGAAAAUAUGUUUAAAGGGCAGGUCAUUAACACACAUCGCCCAGAUCUUGAAAGACCAAACUGCGAACUUGUCGUUAUACAACUUAAACAAACGAACAGUAAACCGGUGACCCUAUACACCUUCUACCGUCCACCUAACGCUGCACCCGAUGCCUUGCACGAACUGAAUGAUUCACUCCAAAGUAAGUCAGAAAAUGAUGGCGUUGUAGUUGUAGGAGACUUUAAUCUUCCUGGCGUGACAUGGUCUGAGGAUCACACACCACCAAUGAGCUCAAGAGGACAUAUGGAAAAUGAGCGUUUCUGUGAACUGUUCAAUGACAAUUUUCUUCAACAGCAUAUCACAGGAUCUACGCACCUCGGAGGAAAUAAAUUGGAUUUGCUACUAUGUAACCAACCUGAACUAAUCCGAGAUAUUAGAACGCUGGAUCAUUGUGAUUUCCCCAGUGAUCAUUUUCCAGUCGAGUUCUCAAUUACACAAACUUUCAGUCGAGCUCGUCGUAUCCGACUUAAUGUUUAUGAUUUCAAUCAUGGAAGAUUUCAAGAACUUCGGACGUUCCUACAGAGAACACCGAUUGAAAUAGAUCUCACAGAAAAUAUUGACGAGUGUUGGAUGCAAUGGAAAAGUAAUUUUCAAGCAGCCGUUGAUCAAUUUGUCCCUGUUAAGACGAUAACCAAUAAAAAUUCUCCACCAUGGAUUGACUGUGAGGUUCGAUAUCUCAUUCGAAAGAAAUAUACUGCACUGAGAAACUACCGUUUGGAUAAGUCAGAUUCUCGGAAAUUGAAACUACGAACAAUCAGUCAAAACGUUAAAAAAUUAAUCAGGCGAAAGCACCGUGAAUAUCUUCAUAAGAUUGAAUCAUCGUUCUGUUCCAAUCCUAAAACAUUUUGGUCUUAUCAUAAAGCUAUGCUUCACAAUCGAACAGAUCAAAAUACUCGCAUAACAUAUAACGGCAUCACGGCGAAAACCCCACGCGAAAAAGCAGAACUUUUUAACUCAUACUUUGCGUCUGUUUUUCAAACUUCACGGUUGAACAAAAGCACGGAGAACGAUGAUUACGACGACACUCCACCUAAAACUCAUGUAGAGUUGUCCAAUAUUACUGUUAGUGUGGAAGAAGUCGUGAACAAUUUACGCAAUUUAGAUGUAACCAAGGCACAUGGCCCUGACAGAAUUCACCCUCGCCUAUUAAAGGAAUGUAGUGAACAAAUUGGACCAAGUUUGUGUGCGUUAUUCAAUCAUUCUCUGAACUGCGGCAGAGUACCCAUAGAAUGGAAGGCUGCGAACAUCACACCUGUUCAUAAGAAGGAGUCAAAAGAAGUACCUGAGAACUUUCGUCCUAUCUCGCUGUUGUCGAUUGUUAGCAAGAUUCUCGAACGCUCUGUAUGCAGCAAUCUGUACAACCAUAUAUCCCAUCUAAUCGCUGAUGAACAACAUGGUUUCAUCAGAAACCGAUCGUGUGUGACACAACUUCUGUCUGUUUUCCACGCUAUCGGCAAGAGCUUGGACAAGAACAUCCAAACAGACAUUCUAUAUUUGGACUUCGCCAAAGCAUUCGACUCCGUUGACCAUGACAUUCUCCUUGCCAAACUAAAAUCAUAUGGGGUAAAUGGAAACUUGUUAAAUUGGUUCACCGACUACUUGCACGGCCGUGUUCAAAGAGUCGUUGUAGAUGGUGUAGCAUCCGAUUGGGCGACUGUAUCGUCUGGCGUUCCUCAAGGAAGUUUACUUGGUCCUAUACUUUUCGUUAUCUUUAUCAAUGAUUUCCCUAAUGUUGUGUCUGAUACGUCACAGACAGCACUGUAUGCUGAUGAUUCGAAACUUUACAAGAGCAUAUCCUGUCUCGGUAGCUGCGAAAGCUUGCAACGAUCCCUGAAUCAUCUGAGUAUAUGGAGCCAUAACAACAACAUUAGUUUUAACGCAUCGAAGUGUAAGGUAUUGACAGUAACCCGAAAAAGCAAUCCACUAUGUUUUGAUUACCAUCUUGGAAAUACGACGCUGGUCCACGUUAGAAAAGAAAAAGACCUGGGAUGUAUCAUUACCAACCACCUCACUUGGGAUCAACAAGUCCUCGUUGUGGUGUGCAAAGCCAACAAAAUGCUUGGACUCUUACGUAGGACAUGCCCCUUGCUGACCAACACGAAAGUGCGGCGUUCCCUGUACCUCUCCCUGGUGAAGUGCCACCUCGAUUACGCUACCCAAGUCUGGUCCCCAGCACUCACUUCACUGAAAAUCAAAAUUGAAAAUGUUCAAAGAAGGGCAACGAGGUGGAUCCUGAAGCAACGAAAAGGUGAACAGUCGUACAAGGAAAGACUGGUGACCUUGAAGUUACUGCCAUUAUGUUACGAUCGCGAAGUAAAGGAUUUGGUUUUCUUUUACAAGGCAAUGCACGGGUAUAUAAAUUUGGAUAUCAAUAACUUUGUUUCCUUUGUAACCCACGGACGUACUAGGUUAAGCGAAGCGAGAACUCUAAAAACUCCGUCCUGCAGAACAAGCACCUUCCAAGGAUCGUACUUCAACCGUAUAGUCAAGCUCUGGAACAGUAUUAUGGUCACUUCCACUUCUCAAAACUUUUCCAGCUUAUCGACGUUUAAAACGUUGGCUAAAAACACAUUUAGUUUAGAGCUGAACAGAACCUUUGACGUGGACAUGACGUGCACAUGGAGUCUGGUGCGGGACUGCUCUUGCCAUAGGUCAUAGAGUAAACCUAUUAUUUAGAAGUAAAGCGUCCAAAUAGGAAUGAAUGAUGAUGUUUCGUGCGUCAUCUUAACUAAUCACUCCAUGCAAGAGAGUUUGACUAGCUUGAUCUCCAAAUCAUCAUUCGCUCUUGUUUGACCGUUUUGCUACUUUCAUUGUUUUCACAGUUUUAUAAUAUAUAUGUAUUUAUAAAUAUCUGUUAUUACUUAUUAGAGAAGGGAGGUGCCUUGCAUGGGACUUCUAUAUAGCCUCGUUCGCACCUUCCCUUUUGGGCCAGUUGAUGUUGAACUAAUUAUUUUAAAGUAAUUUGUGGCACCAAUAAAGUUGUUAAAUAAAUAAAUAAAUAAAUAAAUAAAUAAAUUAUUCUAAGCCAAAAAUAUUACAACUAAGACUGCGUGUUAAACUUUUCUACGCCGAUAAUGAUGCAGGUUUUCCAUGUAGACACUCCAUCUUAUGACUUUGGCAGCGAAAUGAUGCUUAUACACGUAUAUAACAAACGUGGCUUUUUGUGAUGAAAAUGCUGAGCUCAGCUUAAUGACUGUUUCGCCCAAGUAUUGCAUACACUAGAAAAUACAUGCAUGCAGAAACCCCUCGCCUUGCUGACAAAACCAUUGUACUUUCCGAACAUAAAAUAUUUAGCUAAAGUAGUUGUCAUGGUAACACAAUUGUGUUAAGAAUAUUUUUUACAAAUAAAAAAUCCCCUUAAAAUAUCACUUUUAGUUACAAAAUUAUCAAUUUCCCGAACAUAUAUAUGUUAGAUUUAUUUUUUAUUUUUUAUUUAAUGAUUUGCCCAUGUGAUAUUUAACAAAUAUAAAACAUUUUCCGUGUUGAUAUACAGUUAUAUCAACACGAGUGGAAAUUGGGAAAACGAGAAAUUGUGUGGAAACACGACGCCCGAAGGGCGGAGUGUUUUCACACAAUUUCGAGUUUUCCCAACUUCCACGAGUGUUGAUAUAACUAAAUAUCAAUACGGAAAAAGUGUUUUAUAUUUGUUUUAUAAUAUAGCAAUGUCAAAAGCCCGAAGAAUAAGAACAGUUUCCGUGUUACAAGCGGUGGAAAAUUUCCCGUGUUGACAUGGAGUUAUAUCAACACGGCUCUUAGCCAAUCAGCGUUCAGAAUUUACAAAUGCUAUAUUAUAAACCAUUAUGUUACAUAAAAAGUAAAUAAAAUAAAGUAGAAACAUUUGGGCUAGGAGUCUAUAGAAACUUUGAACAGGCUUUUGAUUUAGACCCCUAGUUUAAAGUCUUGGUGCUAAUAUAUAUAGUUCAAUUGUCAUCGGUUCUAAGUAUUUACAAAAAGUGAGGUUAUGUUACAUUCAAUAUUUGUAGGAGAGUACGUAUUUACUUUUAUUAAUUUAAAUGAGAAGCUUGAGUUAAAUAUCUAUUUACAUGAAGAGAAAUUACAGUUAAAGUGAUUUAUAAGAUUAAUUACAUAGAAAGUGUAUUUUGGAUUUUUUCUUAAAAAUGGGACGUGAUGUUAUUAUUUUUAAAUUACUGUCAAGAUUAUUCCAAACGUCCACCCCUUUCACUGAAAGCGAGUGCUUGACGUAGUUAGUUCUCUGAUAAGACUUAUGAAGUUUAGUUGAGUUUCGAGUGUCGUAUUGGUGAAUUUGGUUAUUUGAAAUAAAAAAGUUUGUGAAAGUUUUUGGCAAGUUCUUUAAAUGAUGAUAUCGGAACAUGAAAAGACUUGUAAGGUAGUUAUUUAACUUACUAAGAUUCAAGAUCUGCAGGUCAAUAAAUAUUUUUUCAGUGUGAGAAAAAUUGGACUGAAAUGUCAUAAGACGAAUUAUUGUCUUUCGAAUAUUUGUUAACUUUUGAAUUCUUGUUUUGUAUGUGUUACUCCAUAUUAGAUUGCCAUAGAUUAGAUAUGGAUAGACUAAAGCAUAGUAUAUUAGUUUUAAAGUAUUCAAAUUUGUAAAAUGACGAAUUUUUGCAAUAAUUCAUGCAGAUUUUAUAAUUUUCUUUGCAACGGAAUCGAUAUGAUCGUUCCAUGAUAAACAUUCAUCAAUAACUACUCCUAAAAAGGUUGUACUUUUGACUUGUUUGAUAUCGUCGUUAUUGAUGAACAACUUUACUACGUGUUUCUUUUUCUUUUUUGAGGAUCGAAAUAAAAUAAAUUUGGUUUUUGAUGUGUUGAUAGAUAGUUUGUUUGUGUUUAGCCAUUCGGCUAUUUUUUCCACUUCUGUCUGAAGAGUUUCAUUUAGUGUUUUGAGGCAUGAGUGACUGUAAAAUAUAUUUGUAUCAUCAGCAAACAAUAGCAUUUAUGCUAUAUCACUACAGUUUUGAAUAUCGUUUAUAUAGAGGAUAAAAAGUAGCGGACCCAAUAUUGAACCUUGCGGGACCCCAGUUUGUACUAUCAUUUCGUUUGACAUUAUUUGUUUAUAUUUUACAAUUUGUUUCCUGUUUGUAAGAUAAUUUUCAAACCAAAGUCUUGCUAUGCCACGAAUUCCGUAAUAUUCUAAUUUACUGAUCAGAAUCUUGUGAUCAAUGGUGUCAAAUGCUGUUGACAAAUCUAAGAAAAUACCUAUGGUGUAUUUUCCGUGAUCGAUUUCUUUUGUAAUUUUAUUAACAAGUUCGAUUAAAGCAAGUUCAGUUGAUCUGCUUUUCUGAAUCCAUAUUGAUGGUCAGAUGAAAUAUUAUUUUUUUCAACGUAAUUUAUUAGUCGUUUGUACAUUAAUUUUUCAAGUAUUUUAGCGAAACAAGUUAGAACUGAUAUUGGUCUAUAGUUUUCAAAUUUAUUUUCUUCAUUUGAUUUAAAUACUGGUGUUACCAGGGAAGUUUUAAUCUGUUCAGGAAUAAUACCUGUAGUAAAUGUCAGAUUAAAUAUAUGUGCAGUAUAAAUAAGUGUAGCAGUAUGGGAUGUUAUUCGAGUUGGUUUUGUUAUGAGUUGGUAAAAAGAAGAUGUAAAAAGUUGUUCUGUAAAUUUAUUGGCAAAAUCACAAGAUUCCGAUUUAAGUAAAUCAAUAUUAAAAUUUCCCAUGAGAUAACAGAUGUUAUUCUCUUCAUCUACUUUGCUCAAAAUUUCAUUUGUAGCAUCUUGAAAUACUUCGAUCUUAUUAUUUGGUGGCCGAUAAAUUACUCCAACGAUAAUAUUUUUCCCAAUUUCAGUGGCUAUCUCUAUAAAAGUAGAUUCAAUGGUGUCUUCUAUGUUAACAUUGAGGCCUUUGCGUAAUUUAUGUUGUAAAUUUUAAGCAACGUAUAUACCUACUCUACCACCCUUUUUUCCACUUCUAUGCAUACUAAUGAAAUCAUAACCUUCCAAGUUAAAAUUUUUAUAGUUCUCAUCGCCUAGCCAUGUUUCUGUCAAACCAAUUAUCUGAAAAUUUUCCUUCGUAGAUUUAAUUAGUUGUUUAAACAUAUCAAAUUUGUUUGAGAUGCUUCUUAUAUUUAAACACAUGACUGAGAAUUGAUUUUGCUGAUUUGAAGGUUGUUUUUUAUUAAGACUUUCCGGUAUAUAGUAAUUACACGUUAGUCUGUUUGUGUCCAAGACAUGAUCUAAAUUCGCAUUACUAUCACACAAGGCUAUGUCGUUGUUGAAAUUAAACGGAUUAAAUUUGAGCUGAUUUAGUCUAUAUAUAUGUUCCUCUGACAAGUUACUUUUGCUUGCAUCUAAUACAUAUUCCUCGUUUGAAAGGGUUUGAAAUGGCAGAGUAUCAUUUAAACAAAUUUGGCAUAUGUCAAUAUUUUUAUUAGCAUAAUUUGAUGAUUUUACGCAUGAAAUAUCCGCAUGAAAAUAUUUCCGGCAUGCAAGGCAUUCUAUAUGCUUUUGCUGUUUUUCGAUAAGCUCAAGGCAUGAGGAGCAUUUAUUUACGAUUUGCUGUGGCAUUAUGGGAAUUAUUUAUAUAUAACGGUACAUAAAAAAUGAUUUAAAGUUCUAGGUUCUAUAUAAAUAUAGCAUUGAAAAAGAUAGAUAUGUUAUUAUACGUAGUAUAAGCUUCAAUUUAAGGGAAAAUUCCACCUCAAACGCUUCGCAAUGCGUUUUGAAAUGUUCUUUAUAAAACUAAACUGUCUUUAUCGAAAAACUUUGAGUUUGCAAUAAUAUUAUUUCACAUUAUCGCAUUCAAAUAACGUUGCUUUUGUAUUGAAUUAAAAAUUAUAAUAAAAAAGGGUGAUCGAUGAUCAAUAAAAAAACACUGAAAUUAUAUGCUGUCUUUUUUCAUCUAAAAUAUACACAACGGUCAACAAUUAUAUCGAUUAGUGAUUAUAGCAAUUAUAAAGCAAACAAUACAUCAAUAUUUAAAAGAAACUUACCCUCGUUAUUAAUUAACGUGGACGCCUUUACUCCCUUCUUUUAGCAAUUCGUAGGCCUAUAUUUUCUCAAAAAGUGUCUGAAAUUCACAAAAUCUUGGCAAAAUGAAAUAUAUUUGCAAGAACUCAUCAAAUCAAGAAAUGUCUGCUAUUUCGCUGUCGUCAUGCAGUCGUUAUAAUGCAAACUUUAAAUCUGACCUAUCAGUGUUCGCUAUUCAUCACAGUCCACCAUAUUUUUUAAAUCAGUGAGGAUGAGCCCCCACCAAAACACGAACCGUAACUUAACCCACUCCCGCGAUCAUUGAUGAACUUUAGACUUCCCUAAUGCUUUUGUUUCCCCGGGUGUGAAUAGCCGGGCGGAAUUAGUACCCACGCUCCGGGCUUACGCCGCGAUCGGCAUUGGCUUAGGGAUUGCAAUAGGCACGCCAGAUUUAAAUUAAGAUGGCGGACAUUUUUAUAAACGAGGAAUAACAUAGCCAAUUUUUGUGAUUAAAAGGAUUUUGUGUCGAAAUGGCUACCGAUGAACAAGACAUGGGAACUGAAUCAACAAGCGAGUCGACCAAGAUUGUCGAAGCCGACUUGUCAUUCAUGCGAUACCAGAUUGAGAAAUUUAAAAGGUCCAGAAAGAAAGAAAUACCUUAGCUAUGAAAAAAUAGAUUUCAAUAUUUAUAAACCAUCGGCAAAUAUGAUAGCCUUUUCAACAACCGACGUAAGAUUGAUAUCAUGGAUUCAAGCCGUAUAUUUUCGAUAUAUUGCUGGCCUGAAAGAAAACACGGAGCUCGACGUACGUUGGGAAGAGCACGAGGAUAUAAAUGACCCAUCGAAAUGUGACAAAAUCUGGCUGAAUCUCUCGCGCACAGGAAACAACUCGAAUGAUAAUUUACUAACAAUAACGAUCUACUUAUACGUACCGGUAGAAUUCAAAUCCAAGAGAAAGCCUUAACCGAGUGGGGAAGCAAAGAAUUUGAAAUUAUUCUUUGCAUGAUUGACUCAGAUGAAAAUAUCAAUUCCCAAACAUCGAAAGAAAGCCUCCAUGACUAUUUUGAUAAAGUGAUGAAAUUGAAUGAUAAGAAAGAUAAGAAAGGCAGAAAUAAAAGCACUAGCCACGCAAUAGAAAUCUCAACUGAAGAAAAACAAGCAUCAACAAUGACAGCAACACCAAGAAAGACAAAUGACCUGAAAGAUCAAGUAAAUACUUAG